UGUGUUGUAAAUUAUUUUUCAGAUAUGGACCAAGAAGGUAAUGGGGAGGACAAACAGAAAAAUAACACUCUGAGAAAACAAAAAUCAUGGCACGAAUUGCGCCAGGUUGUUCGUAACAUGAGACGCCAUUUUUCCAGCAUAUCGGCUAAAAUACCCAGUGCGUUAUCCUUCAGACUCAUCGAAAAUGAAAAUGGCCAGGUGAUAACGCGCAUUUAUUUUCUUGGUACUCUCUCUGGCGGUCGAGAGACAACAUUACUCUACGCUGAUAUACCUAUGCAUAAUUCUUCCACUCAAGAAAAUACUAGUUUUUCUUGGCAGCCAUUGCUUGAAUCAACUUUUCAAGUAUUGCAUCCGUUAGGCCAAUUUUCACGAGAAGAGCAGCUCCAAUGGGAAAGAAAGAGACUCGUCAUGUGGGGAAUAACUGCUUAUGAUCUACAUAAUGGAAUUGGUAGAUUUAUUUUCCCUGCGUGCGGUUCGAUAUUUUAUUGUGAUGAUAACAACACUCAGUGCAAAUCUCCUCCAUAUUUUCCUCAAGAACUUCGAAGCAAUGUAUCGGGAGCAAGACUUAAUCAUCACAUGUGCCCUCAAAAUCCAGAUUUGGUAGCUUAUAUUUAUAACAGUGACCUUUGGUUGUAUCAUAUAAAAACAUUGACUGAAGUUAGAUUAACAUAUGCAAGAAAAGGAUCAAACAGUUUAUCUACUGAUCCCAUUAGUGCUGGUAUUCCUUCUUAUGUCAUCCAAGAAGAGUUUAAUCGGUAUAGUGGAUACUGGUGGCAGCCAGUUCAUUAUCCAAAUGAGGAAAAUAUAUAUCGCAUUUUAUAUGAAGAAGUUGACGAAAGUGAUGUAGAAAUCUUACACCUUCCUUCUUACUGUGAUGAACAUGAUGUGGAGGAAUUCAGAUUUCCUAGAGCUGGUAAAAUGAAUUUAGAUAAUUUAUGUAUAUUAUGUCAUACUAAUCGUCCUAAAAUAGAUUCAACUACAUCAAGACACAUUUCUCCUGAUGACGAAAACAAAGGCAGAACUCAUAUCUUAUAUAACGAUAAUAAUCAGCACUUAUCUCCACCAGGAACAUUAAGUACCUGUAGUAAUACUAAUAAUGGCAAUCGCCGAAAUAUUAGAUGUACUGAAGCAACUGAAAGACAACUGUUUAAAGUAAAUAGUACAGCUGUUUUUGACAAAAUGAAUAAACUUGAAUACUGUUCCGUCAUAAAAUUCUUUGUUUUGAUGAAACAUGGGUUUACCACUUUACACCUGAGUAAAACAACAGUCCAAGCAGUGGUAGAACCCGGUGGCUCUGCACCAAAGAAAGCAAAGACAAUUGCAUCAGCUGGAAAGGUUAUGGCUAGUGAUUUUUGGGAUUCCAAAGGUAUUCUUUUAAUUGACUACCUGUCAAAGGGUCAAACAAUUAAUGGGGAAUACUAUGUACAUCUUCUUGACCAGCUAGAUGAAAAAAUUAGAGAGAAAAGGCAUGGUUUGCAAAAGAAAAAAAUCCUCUUUCACCAGGACAAUGCACCUGCUCACAAAGGUGCUUUGGCAAUGGUAAAAUUGAGGGAUUUGAAGUAUAAAUUGUUGGAACAUUCUCCCUAUUCGCCAGAUUUGGCUGCCUCUGACUUUCAUCUAUUCCCAAAUCUUAAGAAAUUUUUGGGUAGAAAACAUAUUGGGUCAAGUGAAGAGGUGAUAGCAGUAGUAAAUGGAUAUUUUGAAGACCUUCCAGAAUCGCACUUCAGGGAUGGAAUCCAGUUAUUGAAGAAACAUUGGGAUUGUUCCCUGUUUGUCAGUAUACAGAGUAAUAUAAAUCAUGGUCCAUUUGGAGAAGUAUAUCGGUUGGUACAGAAUGGGUCAAAACCCUUUAAUAUAACAGCCCAAUCUCUAGGCUAUCUCUUAGAACCACCUUCUGACGACACUUAUCUUUUCAUAGCCAUUUCAUUAUCGGAAUUUGAAUAUCUGCAGCCCGAACUCUUCAGUCACUCGCUCAAGUCGGGUCAAACAAUAUACGGUAUGAUAUUCAAACCGCCAUUUAUGCAGAGCAAUAAGAAAUAUCCGACCGUUCUAACUAUCUAUGGUGGUCCGGAAGUACAAUUAGUUACUAAUACAUAUAAGGGCAUGAGGCAUUUGAGACAGCAUCUGUUAGCCCAAGAAGGAUACAUAGUGGUAGCGGCCGACUGCAGAGGUUCGAGAAAUCGGGGAAUCAUCUUCGAAAGUCACAUAAAAGGGCGCAUGGUACAUGAUGUGCUUCAUUUUUUCACACAAGAAUCAGAAGAUGAGCUUACAUUCUUAUGGGCAAGUGAGGAAAGUGGCUUUCGACAUUUAUAUUUAAUAACUGUGAGCCUGUUAAUGGAAAACUUUUCUGAUUAUAUCGUUAAUAACACAUUUGAAAAACCAGAAACUUUUUCUAGUAACAGAGUUCAAAAGAAAAUUACUUUAACUGAAGGAGAAUGGGAAGUCUCUGACAAAGAUGUGUGGGUUCAGGAAGAAAAGAGAUUAGUGUUCUUCAUUGGUCUGAAAGACACUCCUUUAGAAAGACAUUUAUAUGUAGUUUCUUUAGAUUAUCCAAGGAACAUAACUUGCUUGACAGUUCCUGGAUUUUCUCAUGUUGUAGCAAUGAAUAAGGAUUGUUCCCUGUUUGUCAGUAUACAGAGUAAUAUAAAUCAUGGUCCAUUUGGAGAAGUAUAUCGGUUGGUACAGAAUGGGUCAAAACCCUUUAAUAUAACAGCCCAAUCUCUAGGCUAUCUCUUAGAACCACCUUCCAUUUCAUUAUCGGAAUUUGAAUAUCUGCAGCCCGAACUCUUCAGUCACUCGCUCAAGUCGGGUCAAACAAUAUACGGUAUGAUAUUCAAACCGCCAUUUAUGCAGAGCAAUAAGAAAUAUCCGACCGUUCUAACUAUCUAUGGUGGUCCGGAAGUACAAUUAGUUACUAAUACAUAUAAGGGCAUGAGGCAUUUGAGACAGCAUCUGUUAGCCCAAGAAGGAUACAUAGUGGUAGCGGCCGACUGCAGAGGUUCGAGAAAUCGGGGAAUCAUCUUCGAAAGUCACAUAAAAGGGCGCAUGGGAACUGUGGAGAUUGCAGACCAAGUGGAAGUGUUGUUAAAACUGGCAGAAACUACAAAUUACAUUGAUUUGGACCGGGUAGCCAUUCACGGUUGGUCUUAUGGUGGUUAUUUAUCACUAAUGGGUUUGGCACAGAGACCAGAUAUCUUCAAGAUUGCUGUGGCAGGAGCUCCGGUCACAUCUUGGAAUCUCUAUGAUACGGGUUACACUGAACGCUACAUGGACACUCCCACAAAUAAUCCUGAAGGUUACUCGAACGGUUCGGUGCUUUCAUACGUCAGUCAACUGCCAAACAACGAGAACAGACUCCUAAUCAUUCACGGUUUAAUGGAUGAAAACGUUCACUUUUCUCAUACAAGUCAGCUCAUCAAUGCCAUGAUCAAAGCGGGAAAACCAUAUCAGUUACAGGUGUAUCCUACUGAGAGGCACAGUCUGCGCCAUUUGGAUGCCAGUGAACACUACGACACUAAGCUAUUGAGUUUUUUCCAGCAGUACCUAUAAAUUUUUUAAGUACAAAACAUUUUUCAUUCAACUUGACAAUAUUCUGAUUUGUUAUUUGAUGGUGAAUUUAAAAAAAAAAAAAAAAAAGAUCUAAAAACUGAUGAUCGUGUGAUUCCGACAAAUGGAUAUUUUAAA
Centruroides sculpturatus (bark scorpion) is the source of this 3684-nucleotide messenger RNA. RefSeq names its product dipeptidyl peptidase 9-like. Gene Ontology annotation, biological process: proteolysis. Gene Ontology annotation, molecular function: dipeptidyl-peptidase activity; nucleic acid binding; serine-type peptidase activity. The transcript is spliced from 21 exons. The coding region runs from base 25 to 3549 and encodes 1174 amino acids. NCBI's taxonomy places the organism in Eukaryota, Metazoa, Arthropoda, Arachnida, Scorpiones, Buthidae. The record is from RefSeq and is a predicted model, not a curated record.